Messenger RNA from Betta splendens (Siamese fighting fish), 2802 nucleotides. It is a transcript of the gene mob2a, whose product is annotated as MOB kinase activator 2a. Gene Ontology annotation, molecular function: protein kinase activator activity. The record is from RefSeq and is a predicted model, not a curated record. Gene Ontology annotation, biological process: signal transduction; positive regulation of protein phosphorylation. The transcript has 6 exons. Bases 523 to 1347 code for a protein of 274 amino acids. Gene Ontology annotation, cellular component: cytoplasm; nucleus. Lineage: Eukaryota; Metazoa; Chordata; Actinopteri; Anabantiformes; Osphronemidae.
UCCGAUUUAGACUUGGUUCAGAAAGCAGCGGCUCCAGUGGAGGUUCGGGCUGUCAGCUAGCGCGGUAGCCAUACAAGGCUCCAUGACAGAGGAUACCGGGUUGACCCGCGGCAUCUCAACAGUCAAGUCUCACUCGGCGCCUUUGCACAGCCGACGCCGCGACUCGGUGCACGGCCGCACCGUUGCCCCGCGUUCCUCCGCUCGCGUUCGUGCUCGUAGCCGCUCAACGCUCCAGUCGCGCUGUCGGCUGAUCUCACCGACCGCUGCCUCCGCUGCUUAAUGAUCCGAGGUAGCCGAGGAUCAAAACAAGGACAAUCGCUCCAAGUUUAAGCGUCGCGCGCGCGCGCGCCUCACCGGCCAGGACCCAGCAGGUGCGCGAGGCACGGGCGCCGGGGAGAGCGACGGGACUCGGGGUGCAAGACAGCGAGAGUGGUGGCUGGGUGAACGAGGGGGUCGUCUCCAGCUCCUGGCGGACUUAACCCCUGCCAGCUAACGCUAGCUCCGCUAGCUGCAAGCAGCACCAUGGACUGGUUAAUGGGGGAGCGGCAUGUCUUUGCAUGCAGCCCGUCCUCUGCAGGAAUGCAGAGCAAAGAGGGGACGCUAAGGAAGAGAGCGCGCACGCAGACGGACGACGGGACUGCAAGGCCUUGGAGGAAAUCGAAGACAAAGCCAAAUGGGAAGAAGCCUCCAGCAGAAGAGAAGAAGCAGUACUUGGAGCCAGAGUUCACAAAAAUCCGAGUGGUGGACUUCGACCUCAAGGAGCUGGUGGUGCUGCCCAGAGAAAUAGACCUCAAUGAAUGGCUGGCCAGCAACACGACGACAUUCUUCAACCUUAUCAACCUGCAGUACAGCACCAUCUCGGAGUUCUGCACCGGGGACACCUGUCAAGCCAUGACGGCCUGCAACACAAUAUACUACUGGUAUGAUGAGAAGGGGAAGAAGACAAAGUGCACUGCUCCGCAGUACGUCGACUUUGUAAUGAGUCUUUGUCAGAAACUGGUCACAGAUGAGGAAAUCUUUCCUACAAAAUAUGGUAAAGAGUUCCCCAACUCCUUUGAGUCCUUGGUAAAGAAGAUCUGCCGGUACCUGUUCCACGUGCUGGCUCACCUCUACUGGGCGCACUUUAAAGAGACGGUGGUUCUGGACCUGCAGGGCCACCUGAACACUCUGUAUGCACAUUUCAUCGUUUUCGUAAGGGAAUUUAACCUGGUCGACCCCAAGGAGACCUGUAUCAUGGACGACCUGUCUGAAAUCCUCUGCACCCCCGCGCCGCCGCCUCUGCCGGCGCCCUCCCCCCCGACUCCGUCGCCCUCCCACUCCUCACAAAACCAUGUCACGGAGAGAUGAGCAGGGGGCAGCAGUGACACAGUAGCCCCGGGGGGGUUCAUAGAAGAUAAGACAGAGGAGAAAAGGAAAGACAGCCUGCCCCCCCCCUUUUCGGUGCCAGCAGGACUUAUGAGAUCUUCCACUACCCUUAUAUUUCGCUACAACACCUAGCCGGAAGGAAGGGGGGAGGGUUUUGUCACGCCAGCAGGAAUUGGCGUGAGCGUUCCUCCCAGGGGCAAAUCUCUCCCAUCUUCUCUGCAAUUUAAACUAGGAACAAAAAGUAUGUGUAUGUUUUUAUUUUCUGGUUUCAUUUCAUGUUUUCUUUUUUGUUUUACUGGGUUUUGUUUGUUUGUUGGGGGGGAGGAAGGGGGUGCGGUUUGUCUGUCGCCCGCUCAUCUCCCUCUAUCUAGCGCACAGUACAGGAACGGGGCUCUGCUUUGCUUCAGCCUACUAUUGUGCGGCGUUGCUGAUGUGUGAAGAGGAGGCGACUCCGCUCUCCUGCAGGUUCGAACUUCCCUCCCGCAGCCGCGGCGGGAAGCAGCCCGCAGGUGCACGGCCGCUACGCCGGCCAGUAGGGAGCCGCGGUACUGCCUGAUGCUAGCCAAUCACUGUUUGGUUUGUGUAUGUGCGGGAUGAUUAAGGCGCUUCCUACUCAGGACCUGAGAGAAUACGUCACUGCUGCCAGAGAGAGGUUGCUCUUUUUUUUUUUUCCUCUGUCCCUUGUCUCCAGACUGCUCAUUCCUCCUUAUAACAGACUCUGUGUAGUAUUGUCACAUAUUCACCUGGCGUAGCCCUAACAAACAUGUCCCAGAGCCCACCAGUAGGGGGCAGCAAAUGCGGAGAAUGUCACAAACAGGGAGACAGAGAAGAAAACACAAGGAUUGUAUGUUAGAUUUUAAUCUGAUCAGAGAAUUGACACUUUGAGACCGACUGGUGCCCACAUGUGGCUGUUUGUAAUGUUUAGCACCACAGCGGCCCCGUAAACGCCACCACCACCACCCUCUCCAGCAGCACCGAAGGACAAAGGCAUGAGGUAAUGUCUGCAGGCCCAUAGAGAUGAGAAUGAGGGGUGAGAGUGCAGCGGGCGGCGCUGUUCUGCUGCCUAACAGCCACCAGUACUCCCAGUGCAAAUGAAAACUCUUGUGGUUUUUAUUUCUACCAUCCACUGUAAUUAUUUUUUUUUAUUUUUGAAAGAAUUAUCAGAGUAAAAUUAGAUCAGAAAUAAUAACAAUAAUGGUAUCUUUACACGUGUGUAGAAAACGUCUGCUUGGACUUUAAGAAUCACAAGCGGGUUCUGUCAGGCAUAGCCUCUCUACGGAGGAGGAUUGGGUUUGUAAUUCUCCUUUUUUAUUUAUUUUUUUUUUGCAGGGUUCUUCAGUUCUGGCUCUCGUUUAUGUAUUUUAAUUAUUAACUAAGUUAAGCAAUUUAAUAUUUUAAGCUCUGCAGAUUAUAAUCUAAUAAAAGAGAGAAAUGCCA